UUUUGAUACCUAAUAUUAAGAUGAAUAAAAUGACGAUGUGCGUAUUGCAUUAUCUUAUCCAUAACUUGUUUCAUUGCCAUGAACCGCAAAACGUCAUUUGUCGAUUUAUAAGUCAGUACGUAACGUUAUCUCGGGCAUACGAAACGUUUGACGAAAAAUCACGUGCUUUAAACUUAUAUUCGCUCUAAACUCUAAACAAAUGUGAAUUGGUAACAUGGAAAGAUCUCAAUAGUGUACCUUGUAAAGACCUACUUUUAACAUGGUGUGCUAAGUAAAUUGACUGUGGCAAAGUUUUGUGUUAUAUUCAAACGUUCAACAGUAGGUAGAUGCCGUGUUCAUAAUGGAUUUCAUCAUCGGCGGUCUAGCGGGCGCCGGUGCAACCAUCUUCACAAAUCCCAUGGAUGUGGUGAAAACUCGGCUGCAGCUCCAGGGGGAAUUGCGGGCACGGAAUGAGCAUACCACGCGAUAUAGGGGCAUAUUCCAUGGCCUGUAUGUGAUAUCCAAAAACGAUGGGGCUCUGGCGUUGCAGAAAGGCCUCGCUCCAGCCAUGGUGCUGGGAUUUUGUAUGAAUUCUGUCAGGUUAGGCAUAUACCACAUAGCUGAAGUGCAAGGGUGGACCAAGACGAAGGAAGGCGAUAUCAGUAUUCACAAGACUAUAUUCUGGUCAAGCGUGAGUGGUUUCGUGAGCGGGCUCGCUGCCAAUCCGGCGUCCGUCGUCAAGACGAGGAUGCAGUCUGCCGCCCAUCCCAGCAUAGCUGUCGGGAGGCAGUAUGUUUAUAAUGGCAUGAUAGAUGGAUUUGUGAAGAUUUACAAAAUUGAAGGCACUCGUGGCUUCUUUGCGGGAGUAAACGCCACGUGCACCAGGCUGGCCGUAGGAUCUGCAGCUCAACUCACGACAUUCUCUACAGUGAAGCAGGCCCUCCUUGCCCACGGUUAUUUGGAGCAGUCGCCUGCUGCGCUCGCGUUCGCUGCAAGCCUCGUCAGCGGGGUGGUGUGUGUGUUGUUGGAAACGCCGCUGGACGUGGUCAAUACGCGGCUUUACAACCAGGGUCCAGCAGCAAAAGGUGAACUGCUCUACAAAGGAGUCUUUGACUGCUUGAGCAAGACAUACAGAACUGAGGGACUCCAUGGUCUCUACAAGGGAUUAGGCCCUCUCUACCUCAGGAUAGCACCCCACACGACACUUUCCUUGGUUAUUUGGGAUAUGUUGAAUAUAUUGAUCAGUAAUAAAAACAGAUAGCAAUAUA
Maniola jurtina (meadow brown) is the source of this 1247-nucleotide messenger RNA. RefSeq names its product solute carrier family 25 member 35-like. The transcript is spliced from 6 exons. The coding region runs from base 341 to 1240 and encodes 299 amino acids. The record is from RefSeq and is a predicted model, not a curated record. NCBI's taxonomy places the organism in Eukaryota, Metazoa, Arthropoda, Insecta, Lepidoptera, Nymphalidae.